UCGAAGCGUUCGGUCCGUCGCCGUUCGUUCGUGAGGACCGUGCGUGUGUGUGUCCUUCUUUCUUUUUUCAAUGUGACAUUCAAAGUUAUUAUUGUUAUUCUCAUUACUCGAGUGUCGAGAGAUUGUCUGUGUUUAUGUGCCACUUGCACUUACGUCAGAGAUUAGCCACCAAAAUUAAAAACACACGCAUAUGAUGGGAAACCCUUUCAAAAAGAAUUUUUGAAAAAGUCCAAAAAAGAAAAAGAAAAAAUUCUAUUUUUUGGGGAAAACAACUGGCUGUAGAAAAAACAUUCCGUGACGAUUAUUGUGUUUAUACGUUCGGCUUUUACAACCCGGAUCUAAAAUUAGGUCGGUGGCUCUGCACUGCCGAUCGUUCCGUUUUCUCUCGUGUGCGUGCACAGCUGUUGUUGCAGGCUGACGGUUUUUUUACCUCCACAAAACGAAAAAAAGGAGGGGGGAGGAGAGCUGAUCAUGUCGCCAUUUCAAACAGUUUUCUUUCAAGAAGGAUAAAAGACAUCUGGCCAAUUUUUGAAGUCGUCCGGCCGACAUGAAGUGCUGCGAUUUAUUGAUGAGCGCCACACGAUUGCUGCUGACCCCCGCCACGACGUCUUCCGACUCGACGUCCAUCAUGUCGUCGCCGACGGCCAAGGAAUGCAUUUUAAAUCAGCAAUCGAUCUGGUUGAACCAACCGACGUCGACGAUGAAACGACGCAGUCAAACGCUUCCCGAUUUAUAUUCGCCUUCAGCCUGUGCGUCGGCCGCGUCGGCACUGGAACGACGUCUGUCGAAUCACGGAGGGACGGCCAAUCGCGGCAGUAGGCGUCGCCGAAAGGACGUGCUCGGCAAAGAACAGGUGACCAGAGACGAGAUCAUCAAUGACGUACAAGCUGGCCAGCCGGUUAUCAGUGACAGGACGGCCCUAGCGGCGGCGGCCGUCGUGAAUCAACAGAUACCGGCCGUUCACGAUGCGUUUAUCAGACGCGAUCGCACAACGGCCAGUAGUAGUUUGAACUCGUUGCAUUCGUCAGGUCGUCGUCCGUCUACAACAACGUCUUUCAAUCACCGCUAUAGUCGCUCGGCGCUAGUGUUGACGCGUCCGUUCAAUCAUCGCCGCAAUCCGGAAACGGUUUCAUCGCCCAUUGGUCAUGAGGGCACGUCGAGUGUUGACUUUGUGAUGGACGAUGUGCCCGUUUGUCAAUCAACGGACGCAAGGCGAUUGGGCGUUUGCAGAUCGGCGCCGGCCACUCCGCACGUGUCUCGUUUGCAACGGACAGACCAUCACCAAGAGACGCCCGACAAGAAUCAAUUAAGAAAUUCGAAAUCGUCUUACGGUUUCAACGAUUCGAUGGCGGUGGAAGACAAGGACCAAACUCGAUCGACGUGCAGCGUCGUCGCUCCUCACUCGGAAGCGUCGGACGCGUCGUCGUCGUGUUUGUCUCCUCCUCCACCUGUGAUCCAACGGCGCUUCCUGAAACUCUUGUCGGAGGGCGACAUCCAGUUGUGUCGCGUCACUCAUUCGGGCACCGUCCUCGGCAAGAUUUUGAGCUCGAAAUUCUUGCGUCGCUGGGAGACGCAUCACCUGUACCUCAACGACGCGCAAAUCUCUUCGAAAACGCCGUCGGGUUUCAUGGAAGAAUCGACGCCUUAUUCUUCGAUGAAGGAAAUCAGUCUGGUGGUGUCUUCCUCUUCGCUGACUUCAUCCGCUUACUUGUGGGAUCGCAGUUAUUCCGAUCCCGGAUCGACGGAAGUGAUGGGAGCCGUUGGCUUUGCCACUCCGGCCAGCCAUUCACCGCAACAUUGUUUGAUCCGCAUCGUUUUGCCCGAAGGAUGUCUUCUUCUCCAGGCCAACAACGCGUACGUGCGAGACCAAUGGUAUCACUCCAUCAUUUGGAAGAAAAAUCUAUUUCGAUAUCACCAAAUCACGAGACGGACAACCAGGCAGGAAGUUUUACUGAAAGAAGUCAAGAGUAUGGUGGAAUUGGCGACGUCGACGCCGUUGCAGGAUCACUGCAUCGCCCAGGCGCCCUUUCAAGUCAUUUCGUCUCUGCUCUCCACCGUCAGCGAAGAGAAAUCGCAACAUCAUCAGCAACAUCGCAUUUCUAUCGGCAUGCCUGGUGGCUGUUAUUAUUCACAAACAGUUUUGGAGGAUUUAUUGUUGACGUUGUCUCCGCUCCUUGAACGUCAGCCGCCGUCGCGUGAAAUGUGCACCGCCUUCAGCCGGCAUUGUCGACUCCAUCCGAGAUCCUCUCUCGUACGAGGCCUAUUCACAUCCGUCGUCCACCGCAUCCUCAAACACAACGUUGAUUUUGGGAAAAAUCCAUUUAUGAGACGUUUCGUUCACGACUACAUCCGUGUCCUUUACGCCCACAAUGAUGGGCCACAGGCCGUUCGUGACUUUGUGCGAAGUGCUCACGGCGAAGGAAGUGCUUGUCCGCAUCCUCGUGUCCUACCCAAUUUAGUGGCCGUUUGUUUGGCUGCUGUUUUCAGCAUUUACGAGUACCGACGUCGAAGACAACGUCAUCCGUCCGACUGGGUUAACAUCCAAACCAAUCAUGCCGUUGACCACAACCAAGACAAAUUGACGCCUGCACCAAUUGUUGAACCAAUGGCCGUCGAAGAUCGUCCGCUCGCUCAAGAUGAGACCCAGCGACCCCACAAGUCCAACAACAACAACAACAACAUUUGGGAUAUGCAAUGUUAUCUGACCAUCAUCAAAACUGCUUGUGAAUUCGAGGAUUGGCGUCCCGGUUUGGCCCAGCUGUUGCAACCUGUUCCAUUCCCUGACGAAGCGCUCGUUGACGACGUCUUUAUCAAGGGAAUGGGGACCGUCGUUGGAGCCAUUGGCAACGAUGCCCGUUGCGCCGUCCAUCAGUGCGUCCUGGGCAUCCGCGAAGGCAAAGAGGGCUGGUUCCACGUCAUCUGUCCGUCAUCGGCAGCCUGUUCCGACGAUGGAUCUCUUUGGGCCUCUAUCCUGAAGACGUUGCUGGACUGUUGCUGUCGUCGCAAAGCAUUUUUAGCGUCCAUGACGAAAUUGGUGGGCGCUUGCCAACUGUUGGCCUUACGGGAUCAUUCAUCGGCGCAGGAAACGCUUUGUCUCAUGCUGGAAUGGAACCUAUUGGAAGCCGAUAAUUCGCAGUGUGGAACGGAAGAACGUGAUUCUCUUCCGCUCCAAGUGGCCACAACGUUGCAGAGUACCGAAUCGGGCCGUCGUCUCUAUUUCGAGCUGUGCGAUCGCCAACUUCAUCUCAAAGAAUUGCAACAAAAGGGUGGACCUAAAAAAUUGACAUUACCCAAUCGAUCGACAGACGAUGAUCUGUCGAAAUUGCUACUCAAUUGCGGUUCACUGGGCAACCUUGAAUGUCUGAGUUUGGCCUUCACGCAGGUGACGAGUGCCUGCGCCCAGCAUCUCAUUAAAUUGCCCUCUCUACGCUACCUCAAUCUGUGGUCUACUCAGUUUGGCGACCCCGGUUUGCAGUUGAUUAGCGAACACCUGCACAAAUUGCAGGUGCUCAACUUGUGCGAAACGCCCGUCACCGACAAAGGUGUCGCUUGCUUGGCCAGCAUGAAGAGUUUGCGCAAAUUGAACUUGAACAGCACGACGUUAUCGGCGACGACUUUUGAGAAGUUGAAGCAAAAACUUCCGUCACUGCAAGAGUGCGACGUUCGCUACACGGACGCCUGGUGACAAGACGGGCCGAGGGAUCAUCAACAGUCAGGAGAAGCCGCUAGCGAAACUCCAACUCCCUCGAAUGCCCAUUCGUUUUUCUGCAUCCGGCCACAAUUACAGGCGCCUCCCCUCAAUCGAAGCGCCAAUCUCUUCUUCUGCACUCGAUAUCAUUCGACGCGUCAAGCGCCGGCCAAUUUCCUCGAACUGGCCGAUCAAUUCCGUUGACAAAAAAAAAAAAAAAUAAUUUUCUCUUUCAAGUGUGAAGAAAAAGAAGCUAGUCUGGUCUGUUGCUAUUGAAAAGAAAAAAGAACUAGCUCAUUCAACUUCCUCAUUUUAUUCUAAUUAUUGGGAUCCUUUCAUUUUCUCAUGGUAACCAUCGGUACAUGUGCACCUACAGUUGCUUUAUUUAUAACGAUUGUGUACAUAGGCAACAAGGAAAGAAGACCCUGAGAGAGAUGAUUCUAUUAUGUAUAACAGUUGUAUUGAUGCAUUCGUCAAACGGUGAUUCGUAAAAGGGAAAACAUUUCAUUUGUUUGCUUCCUCCCGUUUUAUUGAUCGUCCCGAAAGUGUAAGCCCUCAGUGAUGGGCAUCAUCGCGUACAGCCUUUUUAGCUGAUUGUUUUUUCUCCCUUUUCUUCACUUGUAAUCGACGUUGUUUUUCUUCGUCAGCUUCUUCUCUAUUUAAAAAAAAAAAGAGCUUAGAUUUUUUUUUUUUUUUUUCCGAUCCCCACCUUUUUAACUUCUCCUUUUUGACAAGUCAAACCAUCCAGUCCUCAUCAACCAGUUACGUAUUUAACGUAUUUAACUUUUAAAGCGAUUUCAAAUAUUUCUUAUCUCUAUUUUUCUGAUUCGAGAAUGAAGGUAGUAGAAAUAGGAAAAGGAUUCUAGGAUUUUGUGCAAAAAAAAAAAA
This is a messenger RNA of Daphnia carinata, 4576 nucleotides long. Its product is annotated as C-Maf-inducing protein-like. Lineage: Eukaryota; Metazoa; Arthropoda; Branchiopoda; Diplostraca; Daphniidae. The transcript has 15 exons. Bases 548 to 3685 code for a protein of 1045 amino acids. The record is from RefSeq and is a predicted model, not a curated record.